Molecule: messenger RNA, 1910 nt
Organism: Thamnophis sirtalis
Lineage: Eukaryota; Metazoa; Chordata; Lepidosauria; Squamata; Natricidae
Source: RefSeq, a predicted model, not a curated record
UAAUUGAAUUCCCCAUCCUGAAGCUGAAUGGCAGGACAAUGGAGAUUGAAUCUACUUUCCAUAUGUAUGUGCAACCAGUGGUGCAUCCUCAGCUCACACCUUUCUGUACUGAGCUGACUGGAAUUAUUCAGGCCAUGGUGGAUGGACAGCCUAGUCUCCAGCAAGUGCUUGAGAGAGUUGAUGAGUGGAUGGCAAAGGAAGGCCUUUUGGAUCCCACGGUCAAGUCUAUUUUUGUUACCUGUGGAGAUUGGGACUUGAAAGUAAUGUUACCUGGACAAUGCCAGUACUUAGGGCUUCCAGUUGCUGAUUACUUCAAACAGUGGAUUAAUCUCAAAAAGGCAUACAGCUUUGCCAUGGGGAGCUGGCCAAAGAAUGGGCUGUUAGAUAUGAACAAAGGACUGAAUCUACAGCACAUAGGAAGGCCUCACAGUGGGAUAGAUGAUUGCAAGAACAUUGCCAACAUCAUGAAGACGCUGGCCCACAGAGGGUUCAUCUUCAAGCAGACCUCCAAGCCCUUUUGAUCUCUGGGGCCGGCCGGACAGGGCUGCAUGCGGCCGGCUCCUGCUACAUGGGUGCGAUGGGCUGGAGCAUUCGAAUGACAGAAAGAGGACAGAGGAACGAGCAACCCCACGACUCCGUCAGUUUUGCUGUUCUGCCAGUAGAGGCUGUAUAUAUGGAACUGGAUUCUCUGUGUAGGCCUGAAGUGACUCCCUCUCUAGGGCCAGCUGCCUGCCCGGCCUGGUCCAGCCUGCAGCCCCCUAGGGCGCUUGCUCCACAUGGUUAGAGACGUAGAUUGUUUUCCCUUUUGUUGGCUUCUGAUUCCCAUUGGCGUCUCUCUUUCUCUCUCUCUCUCUCUCUCUCUCUCUCUCUCUUUCUCUCUGUGCUCACAAUUGCGCCUGUAGCAAGACCGUGGUGCUAUGUUCUGGGCACUUGCCCUCUUUAUUUUGAGUACAUUAUCUCAAGAGCUGCGGUCAAGCCCCUCUUCUCCUGUGUGAAUCUGUUACUGUGUCUCCUGCGUGUCGGCUAAAUAUUGACUGAGCAGCAUCCAGACAGUCCCCUUUCGGCAGCAGCCUUCUGCUCGUUCCCUUUCUGAUUUCAAUAAACACUAAGCCCCAUCCCUGGUUCCUCCUGUAUGUGAUUAAGGAAGCUCGGCUCUUUCUGUUCAAGGUGAAGUGCCUGUAUUCCAUGCCCACCAAAAGCCACCUAUAUCCCUGGGAUUUCAUUCAGCAGGGGCUAUAUUACAUGCUAGAGCAUCCUGGCUGAUGCUCAUCUGACGUGCAGCACUUCUUGCACCCAGGUCUCUUGUUGGUGCAUCCUCAGAAUGUCAGGGGCCCUAUUUAAGUGUGUUUUCGUGCUUGCACAUGACCAUCAUGUAGUAUGCAGUCCAUUGCGGGCAGUGGACAUGCCCAAUAUACUGCUUGUCCAGCCAAGGAGUUGUAUUCCUAGCCUCAGUACACUGUAGCAAUCAGCACAACAAUUGAAAUCUCUGUUCUUUUCCCUUUACAAUCUGACUAAUUUCCCUUUUCACAAUGGCUGAAACCAGUGUGUUGCCUGAGAGAUAUGGCCUAUCCAGUUCCCAAUGCCCUGCAUCAGUAUAAAGGGAGGAAGAUCAACCUACUUCCUCCUUCUCCUAGCUCAGUGUUUUUCCUGACAGAAUAGCCUUCCCUGGCCCUUGCUGAAUGGACCCCCAGGGGCAUAGGCUCCAGCUGCCAUCAACUUGGGAGCCACACCAAGAGGGCUCUGCUUAUGCAGCAAUCGGACUGUGUGAGCCGAUACAGGCACUGGGCCUUCCCAAUAAUAAUGCAUGGUGUGUGGAUGUUCCAGCUGAACCCAACCUGACCUCUUCAUUGGCUCGUUACUCCCAUCCUUGCUGUAAAUGUGCCACAUGAAUAAAGUUUGGGGGAAAGGAA